GCUUCAAUGACUACAAAUACUGACUUAUUUUAAUUUCUAUAUUAUGCGAAAAUUGUCAUUUAUUCCUCACCUAGUGGGAGAAGACUUUGCUGUUGUUGUGAAAAUUGUCAUUUAUUAAUUGAUCCAUGUUAGCAUGCAUUGACAGUGAAGGUCCAGUUUGCUGAUAUGCAUUUUUGGGGUAACUAUGUAAUAUGAUGUUCUUUUCAUGUUCCAGACAUUUUUCUUUUCUUGAUUCCAGAAAUCAUGGUCAAUACUGCUAAAAGAAACUUUUUUGUUUACUUGAAGUUUUCCAGAAAUGCUAAAGCAGUCAAAUUUGCAGUUAAUCUAGUUACUAUUGCAUGUGAAUAUGUAGCAUGCCAUAAAAGCAGGAGCUCUGGUUCCUUGUCAUCCGGAAAGAAAUACUGUAGAUCUGGGUUAGCAAUGGCUCCUGGAAGCAGUGUUUUCAAAGAAGUUCUUGAAUCUCACCUGAUGUCUUCAGAUUACGAAACGGGGAAAGCUAAAUCUGAGGCCAAGAGUAACAUUACAUCCACAAAAUCUAGCGUUGGGUUGAGUGGAAAGAGUGGAAUUAGUUCAAACAAUGGGGUGUAUGAAUUACUUGGAUGCCCUGUUUGCAAGAAUUUGAUGUAUCCCCCAAUUCACCAGUGCCCAAAUGGCCAUACAUUAUGUUCCCAUUGUAAAGUUGAAGUCCAUAAUAUCUGCCCAUCCUGCCAUCAUGAUCUUGGGAAUAUAAGGUGUUUAGCUUUGGAGAAAGUGGCAGAAUCAUUGGAGCUUCCUUGCAGAUAUCAGAGUCUUGGUUGUCAUGAUAUAUUCCCGUACUAUACUAAGCUGAAGCAUGAGCAAAAUUGCGGAUUUCGUCCAUACAAUUGUCCCUAUGCUGGAUCUGAGUGCUCUGUGAUGGGUGACAUCCCUACUCUUGUUGCUCAUCUCAAGGAUGAUCACAAGGUUGACAUGCAUGAUGGAUGUACCUUCAAUCACCGAUAUGUCAAAGCAAAUCCACAUGAAGUUGAAAAUGCCACAUGGAUGCUAACUGUUUUUAAUAGUUUUGGAAGGCAUUUCUGCUUGCACUUUGAGGCGUUCCAGCUUGGCUCAGCUCCAGUGUAUAUGGCAUUUUUGCGAUUCAUGGGUGAUGACAAUGAAGCAAAGAAAUUCAGCUACAGCUUGGAGGUUGGUGCAAAUGGGCGCAAGCUUAUAUGGCAAGGAAUUCCAAGGAGCAUUCGGGACAGUCAUAGAAAAGUUCGAGAUAGUCAAGAUGGGCUUAUAAUUCAGAGGAACCUAGCCCUUUAUUUUUCUGGUGGAGAAAGACAAGAGUUGAAGUUAAGAAUCACUGGUCGUAUAUGGAGAGAAGAAUGAGACAUGUAAAUAUAAUAUUAUUAGAGAUGUAACCAUUGUUUUAAGAUUUUGGUCUCUGGCAAAGAAUGAAGCACUAUGUCUGCUUAACUUAUCUCUCCAUAGAUUUGUCUUUCAUUCCGUAUACCUUGUGUCUUAGUGGUGAGGGUUACUUUCAAUUUGGCUCAGCCAUCUUUCCUUUUUGGACAAAACUAUGUGCUUCUGAAUAUUGGAAAUCAAACUUACACAGUCAAGUUUUUAUUUUUUUAUUUUUUUAA
Messenger RNA from Glycine soja, 1604 nucleotides. RefSeq names its product E3 ubiquitin-protein ligase SINAT2-like. The coding region runs from base 244 to 1350 and encodes 368 amino acids. NCBI's taxonomy places the organism in Eukaryota, Viridiplantae, Streptophyta, Magnoliopsida, Fabales, Fabaceae. Gene Ontology annotation, cellular component: cytoplasm. Gene Ontology annotation, molecular function: zinc ion binding; ubiquitin protein ligase activity; protein binding. The transcript is spliced from 4 exons. The record is from RefSeq and is a predicted model, not a curated record. Gene Ontology annotation, biological process: multicellular organism development; ubiquitin-dependent protein catabolic process.